Molecule: messenger RNA, 1090 nt
Organism: Archocentrus centrarchus (flier cichlid)
Lineage: Eukaryota; Metazoa; Chordata; Actinopteri; Cichliformes; Cichlidae
Exons: 5
Coding region: 395-1090 (231 amino acids)
Source: RefSeq, a predicted model, not a curated record
GCCAUUUUUAAUAUGGUGCUAUAGAAUAGCAACUAAACUUGCUAACAAAAUCUGGAGCAUUAUAAUGUAAUGGCUUACUUUUGCAGUUUACUUGGCUUUGCAGGUCGACGUUUCCUUUCCCUGUAGUGGUAGCGAACACAGCGCAGUGACACUUUGAUGCCCAGGCUUGCAAAAUGCUUUUGAAUCUCCACUGCUGAUUUUCCAUUUGACUUCAUGAGCCGGAUCUGUCGAGAGUUCUCCUUGCUGAUUUUAGUCAUCUCGGCUUCAAUCUUGCAAUGGUAGUCUGACCAAUGAGCAACAAUCACACCUACAGUUCAGUAUGCAGAAGAUAAAUAGAGCUGAAGGUCUGUGAAACGCCACUUUUCUGCAUUUGUGCCACGGAUUCAUUUGGAGGAUGGAGGCUCCGGCUUUUUACAAACACGGACCAAAACGGCCUGCACCAAAGGGCAAGAUGCCGUCUCCACAGAUAAAACGGAAAAAAACAUCAACAGUGCCGCCAAAGAAGACUGUUCGCUUGGUGAAGAAGAAAGCAGCUUCCACCAUUUGCGUUGAGAAAGGAGUGGGCCCAGUCAGCACCUGGAAACAGCAGUAUGUCCAUGAACUUUCCAGCUUAAGAAAACGACUGGGUGCCAUUGAGGCACAGCUUGAACACUCUAACGGGCCUGCGCCUGCACCGCCGGUGGAGUGCGAAGGAUGUGCCACGUUAAGGGCUACUUUGGACAGCGUUAUGGAAAGACUGACCGCUUUGGAAACACAUCCGCCCGAGAAGAGAAGAGGCCCUUUCGACACCACAGUCUAUAGGGGACCGCCGGCGUACUCUCUCAGUCCCCUCUCCACCUUCAUCAGUAAACACAACACCAGCCAGAGAGGACGAACCUACCAUCCCGUCCUCAACGAACACCGGGUCCAUUACGCCAGCACGAUGGCUUUACCUUCCCAUCCCUUCCCCACCGUCUCAAGAGAGAACCCCAGUGCCACCCAGGGAGGGCCCGGGAAGCAUCCCACCAUUGGUUCCAACACCGCCUACACCGGCCACACAACUCCCCAGCGUGAGGGCUCUGACCGCCGAGCGCGACGAGGAGUUUUAUAA